AUGAGGAUCAGAGAUGAAAGCCUGACGAGAUUCCAGCCGCCUGCAGAGUGCAGCAGCUCAAAUCCAGGAAACGAGAAGCACGCACCAGAGGAAAAAGAGCCUUCCUUCCUCAGUGGAAGGGCAGCUUCCUUCCUGUCCAGCACUAACAGCCACACCUGCACAGCAGCCAGCCUCACUCAGCAGUUUUCCAUGUCGAAGUCGGCCCAGAUGCCGCUGUCCAACAUCACGGUGCCAAAGCCCUCCAUCUCCAGGGUGCCCAGCAGCAUGGAGGGCAUCAACCAUGAGCUGGAGAAAGUCUUCAUCAAAGACAACGGAGACAAGGAGGAGCUCAAGUCUCUGGAGGUUCCUGAUGGGCGUCGGGCACCCUUCCCUCCCCAGCAGCGCAGCAGCAGUUCUCGCAGUAUGGACACACAGACUCCUUCAGCCCCCGGGCGGUCCAGCAGCUGCUCCAGCUUGUCACCAUGUCCAUCACCAGCCUGCCCUCCAGGAUCACAUGAUGGCAGUCCUUACUCCACGGAGGAUCUGCUGUAUGACCGGGAUAAAGACAGUGGAAGCAGCUCUCCACUCCCGAAGUUUGCAUCCUCACCCAAACCUAACAACAGCUACAUGUUCAAGCGCGAACCCCCAGAAGGCUGUGAGAAGAUUAAAGCUUUUGAGGAGAUGAGCUCCAGGCAGUCGGCAUCCGCCCCCCUCUUCUCCUGCCCCGACAAAAACAAAGUCAACUUCAUUCCAACAGGCUCUGCGUUCUGCCCCGUCAAACUCCCCGGUUCCCUGCAUCUCACCCCGGCCUCAGAGCCCGAGGAAGAUGAGAGCAACAUGGAGGCCGGUUCCAUCUCAGAGCACCAGGGGGCCACCUCACUCUACGGCAUUCCCACUCAGGUUUCCACGAGCACCAGCACAGAUGAUCCUCCAGAGGAGCCAAACUCCCCGUCAGAGACUGCAGAACCCCAGACAGACAGCUAGAGCCGAGCAGAGCAGGCCUCACCCACCACAACUGACUGUCCCACCAACACUUCCUUCUGCUCUGCCAGAGGAGCCUCUGUCUCUCUGUGCUGACCCCCUCCACCCCCAUUCUAUUACUGCAUGACGUAGCAACAAUGUCCCUUCAUUUCCACCAACAGACAGACUGGCCACCUAACUGCUCUGAGCUGUGUGCAAGGACCGACCGGAUGGUGCGAGGUAUUACGCUGCAGGCAUCGGAGGGAACAUCGGAGCACUAUGGAUGGGGGGAGGGGCAUGCAUUUUAAACUGGUAGUAUAUUUCUGAUUAAAUUAUGUGUUGUGUUCGGUUUUAACAUUCACAGUAUGAAUAAGCUCUAAACAUAUACACAAAUAGAUAUAAACACAUGUAGCUCUAUAAGAAGAAAGAAACAUGCUUGUUGAAAAACCUGAACUGUGUAUUUCUGUGUGAUGGAAGGAACGGGAAAAAUCAGCUGCACUAUUCAGGAUUAUGUUUACACUAUCAGGUCACAUGUGGAACCCUGACUCCAAGAAAGGCAACAAGAACAGAAUUUGAGCAUAGACAGGACAAAACUGUUAACAGCUUCAAUGAUUGCACAGUGUCUGCAUCUGGGCAUCGCUUCAGGUGUUUCACAAUCAGAUUCUAUACUCAGGUAAUUUGGAAUGUGUGUCCAUACAAAGUAUCUGCAGCUCCACAAAGCAGAAGUGAUUCCCUGUCAUGUAUUCCUAGUUUCUCCUCAUUCCCAGACAGAUCACUCCUUUGUGUCCCAGAGUCCGCUCUGAGAUCAGACUAGUUCCAGGUGCUGUGCCCAACCUGUAGCUGCCUUCUCCUGCUGAUGGUGGAGUACUGUAGGGACCACACACACUGUGACUGAUUCUACAUGCAGAGGUGUGUGUGCUGAUGAAAGCAUAUUCACCAGGAUUUGAAGAAUGCACAGGGGUUGUUUAGGCCCAGCGUGGAGCGGAUUCCUCUGAGCCUGCUGACUGUGGACCAUCACAUUAAGGCUGGGUCAAACUGAAACAUUUGGUCCGCUACGAAUGUAGACUGGAGGUCAAAAUAUACAAACAUUUAUUCUGAUUUCUAGGCUGUUGUAAACCUGUGGUUAGAAAAUGAUGCAGGAUUUACAUCUGGCUAAUUUCAAAUCUUUUGAGGUUGACUGCAGUUGAUGAGAAUCUUUUCAAGUUGGAUAGAUUAGGAAUUUCAGUUUACAUGUGCUGAAAGCAUCUCCAUCUGAUGGUUUAUGAGCAAAUGUUAUUUUGAGAAGGGUUUAUUAGUGAUGAAAAAGUAUUUCAAAAAUGGCAGCAGUUUGUUUAACAAAUGCUUUUAAUCAAACAUGCAACCAUUAGUCGGCCAAAGAUCAGAAUAACGUUCUGUUACUCAGCAGGUCAGGUACAGAAAAAUCAAAUAAAAAAUAAUUCAUUAAAUGCAUCAAAUAUAAGACUUCCCACCAUUUUAAAUCUGCAAUCACAACGAACAACAAUUACAGCCCAGACCUUUGAUGUGUGUAUAUAUGUGUAUAUAUACACAGUCAUAUUCAAUAAGUUAGAAUAUUAUUGAAUUUCUUGUAACUCAGUUCACUAUGAUGAUGUUUAUUUCUGUUAAUAGUGAUGAUUUCCUGCUUACAUUUGCAUUUAAGAUUAGAAUAUUACAUCACAACAAUAAAAAACAUUUUUAAUGGAGAAAUGUGGGCUUAAUGAAAAGUAUGUUUAAGAUCUGCUUAAAGGUUAUUUUCCAAAGGUACUUUUAUUCUGACGAACGAGCCUCAUUGGAACGCUGAUUCUGAUUUACUGAAUAUGACUGUAUAUAUAUAUAUAUACACACACACACAGUUAAGAUAUGUUACUCAACAGGUACCAUUUGGACCUGUUUUAAAAUCUGAGUAACCUAUCCACAACAGCCAUAUUUCUGUCUGCACCAAAACAACUGCUGAGACAUGAUGCUGGUCUUAGGAAGCAACCAACCAGAUCCCAAAGUGUUUUCCGACACUGUUAAGAUAAGAUUCAGGCAUCUUAAAUAAAUGUUUGUACUAAACAUACCUCCAGUCUUCAUUCAGGACUCUACUGCAACUGCUCUGAUAAUCCAAAAUAAUCCUGAUCCAUUAAUUACAUUCCUGAGAUUUUACCAUCUUAGACGCACAGAUGAUUCAUUCCUGAAGUUCCUCUCAGCUGUUCGAUUGAAUCACUGUAAGAGGCGAGCGUAACAUGGAGAUGUGAGAGAUGAUUGGCUGCAGAUACAGUUGCGCCUUCAGAUAAAAGGAAACUGCUGGCCUGCCUCCCUCUCACUGUUCGUCUGUUAUUGCAGUGAUGCUGUCGCCAAGCAACCAAACACUCAACAUCUUAUUUAUUCUGUGCAAGAGUGAAACAUAAUCGACAUUUAUUUUAAUAUCUGGUGUGCUUGUUAAAUCCCUGCAUUGACGUCCCAUUCCUAUUUUGUAUAUAUGUGGCUUUCAAAGAGGCUCAAUGCAAUGUUGUGGUUUCUAAGGACAUUUCAGCACCUUACCAAGAGCUUUAGCUUUCCCAGUAUCCCACAUAUGCUUGACAUGGGUAAACAAGUGUGUGCAAUAAUUUAAAGGGAAAAAACAUACAAAUAACAAAGGUGUUGUCAUCCAGGAUGUUGCCCGUUCUUUGACAUUUGCAUUGCUUUGGUUUUGAGUUCAGAGGCUGGAUCAGCAAGCAGCUUGUUGCUAAAGCCAUCUCCAAAACCAGCACUGAGAGCAACCAGAGCACAUCACCGGCAGGUCGAGGGUAUUCCUCAAAUCACUACAUGAUACUUCCUUGUGUAACCUGCAGUGUCAAAGUUCAUGCACAAUGGCAAUAAAAUCUUGGUUGUUUUGCCCGA
Messenger RNA from Girardinichthys multiradiatus, 3798 nucleotides. RefSeq names its product glucocorticoid induced 1a (gene glcci1a). Gene Ontology annotation, biological process: podocyte development. The transcript is spliced from 6 exons. The record is from RefSeq and is a predicted model, not a curated record. Lineage: Eukaryota; Metazoa; Chordata; Actinopteri; Cyprinodontiformes; Goodeidae. Bases 1 to 963 code for a protein of 320 amino acids. Gene Ontology annotation, cellular component: cytoplasm.